Messenger RNA from Ostrea edulis (European flat oyster), 839 nucleotides. RefSeq names its product Parkinson disease protein 7 homolog. Gene Ontology annotation, molecular function: protein deglycase activity. Gene Ontology annotation, cellular component: cytosol; nucleus. Gene Ontology annotation, biological process: guanine deglycation, glyoxal removal; protein deglycation, glyoxal removal. The transcript has 5 exons. The record is from RefSeq and is a predicted model, not a curated record. Bases 52 to 612 code for a protein of 186 amino acids. NCBI's taxonomy places the organism in Eukaryota, Metazoa, Mollusca, Bivalvia, Ostreida, Ostreidae.
ACACCGGCACGCACAAAGGCCUACAGUUUCCUCAGCAAAACGUUCGACAAGAUGCCGACGGCCGCUGUGUUGCUAGCAGAGGGUGCAGAAGAAAUGGAAACUGUUAUUUCAGUUGAUGUCUUGAGACGUGGAGGGAUAGAUGUAAAUCUAGUAGGAGUGGGUGGAAGUGACCCAGUGCUUUGUAGCAGAAAUGUGAAGAUUGUUCCUGACACUACCCUUGAAGAAGCCAAGAAAUCUGCACCUUAUGAUGUAGUGGUCAUGCCAGGAGGACUUAAUGGCGCUAAGAAUCUCGCAGCUUCACCUGAGGUCAAACAACUUUUAGAAACUCAGAUGAAGAAUGAAAAACUGAUAGCAGCAGUGUGUGCAGCUCCCAUUGCAUUGGUUAGCCAUGAAGUAAAGCCAGGAUCUUCAGUGACUUCACAUCCCUCAGUCAAAGGCAAAAUGGAGGAAGGUGGCUACAAGUACAUCGAGGAGCGAGUGGUGACUGACGACAAACUAAUCACCAGCAGAGGACCGGGAACCAGUUUUGAAUUCGCUCUGAAAAUUGUGGAAACUCUACAAGGCAAGGAGAAGGCGGACUCACUUGUGGAACCUAUGUUGUUGAAACUGUGACACUGACUGGGUUUCAGUUGCCAGUUUUGUUUGUUCUUUUGAUCCUUGUGUUCUUCUGAACAGCUUUCAGAUUAUUUAAAACUUGCUUGUUUUGUUUUGUUUGUUUUUUUUGUCCAUUGCAAGGAUUUCAGAUAUAGGCUUUUUAGUUUGUCUGGACAAAAUUUUCAGAGAACUGUAAUUGUCAUAUUCCUGUGUUAUAUAAAAAUAAACAAUCACACACACAUCCA